Messenger RNA from Neogale vison (American mink), 1744 nucleotides. RefSeq names its product serum/glucocorticoid regulated kinase 2 (gene SGK2). Gene Ontology annotation, biological process: protein phosphorylation. NCBI's taxonomy places the organism in Eukaryota, Metazoa, Chordata, Mammalia, Carnivora, Mustelidae. The transcript has 14 exons. The record is from RefSeq and is a predicted model, not a curated record. Gene Ontology annotation, molecular function: ATP binding; protein serine/threonine kinase activity. Bases 208 to 1311 code for a protein of 367 amino acids.
CAGAAGGCCCUGCAGCUAGCUCCUAGCUGGCUCGGGAGCCAAGUGAGUGGGUGACAGGUUGCUCCUGACCGGGAAGGUUGUCCAGCACCGCGGGGCUGGGUUUCAGGUCAGCGGGACCAUGCAGAGAGACCGGAGGGCAGAGCUGCUGCUCCCCAGGACCUGACGGAGACCCCGCAUUUUCAGAGCCCACCUGGUCGCUGCCAUAGAAUGGACUCUAGCGGGGCUGGGAUGCCCAGCCCUCCGCCCUCAAGGGCCAAUGGGAACAUCAACCUGGGACCUUCAGCCAACCCAAACGCCCGGCCCACCGACUUUGACUUCCUGAGAGUCAUUGGCAAAGGGAGCUAUGGGAAGGUCCUGCUGGCCAAGCACAAGUCUGAUGGGAUGUUCUACGCGGUGAAGGUGCUGCAGAAAAAGUCCAUCUUAAAGAAGAAAGAGCAGAACCACAUCAUGGCGGAGCGCAGUGUGCUGCUGAAGAACGUACGGCACCCCUUCCUUGUGGGCCUGCGCUACUCCUUCCAGACGCCUGAGAAGCUCUACUUCGUGCUGGACUAUGUCAACGGGGGAGAGCUCUUCUUCCACCUGCAGCGGGAACGCCGGUUCCUGGAGCCCCGGGCCCGGUUCUACGCCGCCGAGGUGGCCAGUGCCAUUGGCUACCUGCACUCCCUCAACGUCAUUUACAGGGAUCUGAAACCAGAGAACAUUCUCUUGGACUGCCAGGGACACGUGGUGCUGACAGAUUUUGGCCUCUGCAAGGAAGGGGUAGAGCCUGAGGAUACCACGUCCACAUUCUGUGGCACCCCAGAGUACUUGGCUCCAGAAGUGCUUCGUAAAGAGCCUUAUGAUCGGGCAGUGGACUGGUGGUGCUUGGGGGCCGUUCUCUACGAGAUGCUGCAAGGCCUGCCACCGUUCUACAGCCAAGACAUGUCCCAGAUGUAUGAGAACAUUCUGCACCAGCCACUGCAGAUCCCUGGGGGCCAGACUGUGGCUGCCUGCGACCUCCUGCAAGGCCUUCUCCACAAGGACCAGAGGCAGCGGCUGGGCUCCAAAUCAGACUUUCUUGAGAUAAAGAAUCAUGUAUUCUUCAGCCCCAUAAACUGGGAUGACUUGUACCACAAGAGGCUGACUCCACCCUUCAACCCAAAUGUGGCAGGACCUGCUGACCUGAAACACUUUGACCCCGAGUUCACCCAGGAAGCUGUUUCAAAGUCCAUUGGCUGCACUCCUGACACUGUGGCCAGUAGUUCUGGGGCCUCCAGUGCCUUCCUGGGAUUUUCCUAUGCACCAGAGGAUGAGGCCAUCCUGGACUACUAGAAGAGAAGUGUUCCUAGACUACUGUAACCACUGAAGACAGCUGCUUCUUGCCCCAAAAAUAACAGGGGAUGGUGCUGGAAAACACACCAAUGACACUAACACUGACCUACUGAAAUUCCAAGCUGUAUCAGGAAGAGUUACUGUUACCCUAUGACACGUGCUGAGAACUUUCAAAGAAACGCUCUGAUUUGGUUUCCAUCAUAACAGCGACUGUUAAUUGACAAAUGUGGAACAUGAUGGAGAGCCCCUUUCCCCCAACUUCCCAAAGCAAAAAGCAAGAGUGUGAUUGUCAGUAACGUGAUAGUACUGUCAAAAGUACACAACCUGCUAUUAUGGGUUGUGAAACACACAAUGCUUCCAUGUGGUCGAAGAUUGUAAAGUCGCAAAAUUUUCACCAGGAUAGAAAAUAAAAAUGGAGAACUAUGAUAUGGAA